Messenger RNA from Blastomyces gilchristii SLH14081, 1086 nucleotides. RefSeq lists its product as uncharacterized. Bases 1 to 1086 code for a protein of 361 amino acids. The record is from RefSeq and is a predicted model, not a curated record. The transcript is spliced from 3 exons. NCBI's taxonomy places the organism in Eukaryota, Fungi, Ascomycota, Eurotiomycetes, Onygenales, Ajellomycetaceae.
AUGGAACGUUCGACUUCGUUGUCAAGAGAAGAGGAAUCCCCAGGAACGGCUCGGCAGAUCAAUGGCUUCUUCCGUAAUCAAGCUGGGUCCUUCUUCCGCAGCACGUCACGCAUCGGUGCUCCAAAUACGAGAUCUACUUCUUCUUCUAAGAUACGAGCACCACGGAUAGGACUCUGUAUGUUCUCUGGUGAAAGGACCGAACGUCUUCGACCAUUGCAGAGUGAUUACGCAGCUAGAUAUAGGAGACCCCCGCCAGUUGGUCCUUCAAGCAUUGAAUUAGCUGAAGCUGGGCUAUCGGGACCGCACGUUCAAGUUCAAGGACGUCAGAAUUCCUCACAUCGCAGCCGGUUACAGACCAGCGCAGGAGUUACACUGGCCAAUUCUGGAGCACAGGCAAGACGAAAACAUGCCGAUGAGUCAAAACGGGAACGCUUCUGCGGCGGACCUAGGAUGAGAUCCAAGGAAGCGAGGAAGAAGGUUGUUGAUUGCGCCUUGGCUGGAUUUCUUCUGAUGAUCAUUUUCGUAAUAUAUCUUGCAUUAUCCCUCUCUAAUACCAUCGACAAGCGCGAAUUCCACAUUGUGUUCAUACUAGCUCUCAUAAUUCUCGUGAUAUAUUUCUGCCACUCCUUUAUCCGCUUCUUCAUGCUGGCAUGGCGGUCACCCCCGGCACAUCCUCCUUCCGCUGCACCAAAAGCAGUCAGCACACGUGAAUACGUCCAGCCCGAUCAGCCAAUACCUGUAAUUCUAGCUCGAGAUGAGGAGAUCGUGGCGGAAGUGGAUGCGGACAACCACAUCGGCCGCAACGGCAACUUGAGUGGUCUGCCUCCACCACCCCCGGCUUAUGGCCUCUGGAGGAACAGUGUGAGAAUAAACCCGAACCUCGUCCACUGGCGGCGACGUGAGCCAACCGGUCCGCAACCAGGAAACACUGAAAGCGAGGGUCUCAAUAACGGACCCCAUCGGCCCCCGAGCUAUAUUUCGGACGAUGGCGUUCAUUACGUCGUUGACAUACAGCCACAGUCGCGCCUGCGCGCUCCUGACGAAUCAGACGUUCAUCCUGCAGAGCGAUUGGGACAGAAGCAGUAA